Pichia kudriavzevii is the source of this 3594-nucleotide messenger RNA. RefSeq lists its product as uncharacterized. Gene Ontology annotation, molecular function: ATP binding; ATP-dependent DNA damage sensor activity; mismatched DNA binding. Bases 1 to 3594 code for a protein of 1197 amino acids. Gene Ontology annotation, cellular component: nucleus; MutSalpha complex. Gene Ontology annotation, biological process: mismatch repair. The record is from RefSeq and is a predicted model, not a curated record. Lineage: Eukaryota; Fungi; Ascomycota; Pichiomycetes; Pichiales; Pichiaceae. The transcript has a single exon.
AUGGUCGAAGAGAUACCUAAGAAGAUGAAACAGGCAUCAUUGAUGUCCUUUUUGACCAGGAAGAAGCCAAUUGUCAAACCUCCAACCCCUCCUGCUGAGGAGAGCAAUAAACCUCCCUUGAAAGAGUUGCAGCCACCUAUAGAAACAACAAUUACCCCAGAUACCACUGUCGAUGAUUUCAAAGGGUCUCAAGAAUUGGGGUUGAACUUAAGAGAAGAAAACAGCAAUGUAAAGAAGAAAGAAACUCCCUCAAAAUUGCAAAAGGAACAUUACAGAGACCCAACUAGUUCUCCAGCUCAUCUAAACGGUUCCUUCGACGAUUCUUUUAAUUCUAUAGCAUCUUCACCAGUAAAGGGCAGACGGAAACGUAUAAACUAUUCUGAAUUGUCCGAUGAAGAUGAAGAUGAGGAGGAUGGUGUUGUGAAGCCUAGGAAGAAGAAGAGAAGUUUUGCAUGGGAUGACGGGGAUGACGAAGAUUUUGAUAUGGAUAGUGACGUUAAGAACAGUGAUAAUGAUGACGACGAUGAUGAUGAGUUUACUGAUGAUAGAAACUCAACAAAGGAAGAGCUAGAGAAUCUUUACGAUAACACCAAGAUUGAAUCUGAAGAAGAGAUUGAAAAGGAUGAUUUUGUUGAGCCCUUAAGAAAAACAUCGAAUUCUUCAAAGAAAGGAUCCAAAAUUUCCAGUAUUUUAUCUGGCAGGCAAAAAUCACCUUUGAAGUCCAAUUCACUAUCUGCUCAGAAAAAAUUCAGCAAAGAAAACGAAGAACGUUAUCAAUGGUUAAUUACUGUUAAAGAUGCUGAUGGCCAUUUGGAAACUGAUCCAAAUUAUGAUCCUAGGACAUUGUAUAUACCACCAUCUGCAUGGGCAAAGUUUACUGCAUUUGAGAAACAAUACUGGGAAAUUAAGUCUAAAAUGUGGGAUACAGUUGUUUUUUUUAAAAAGGGUAAAUUCUUUGAGCUUUAUGAGAAAGAUGCCGAUAUUGCCCAUUCAAAAUUUGAUUUAAAAUUGGCCGGUACAGGGAGAGCAAAUAUGAGAUUAGCUGGUGUUCCAGAAAUGUCAUUUGAUUAUUGGGCUAAAAGAUUUAUCACUGCUGGUUAUAAGGUUGCCAAAGUCGACCAAAAAGAAUCGAUGCUUGCCAAAGAAAUCAGAGGGAAAAAUGGCGCCCAAGAUGCAAAGGAGUCCAAAGUCAUUCAAAGGGAAUUAGAGUAUGUUUUGACGUGCGGUACAUUAAUGGAUGAGAAUUUGCUCAAUGAUGAAAUGUCAAAGUACUGCUUGUCCAUCAAAGAAAAUAUUGACUGGGAAAACAGCUCUAAAAAAAUUGGUCUUUGUUUUGUAGAUGUAUCAACUGGUAAUUUUUACCUUUUAGAAUUUGAUGAUGAUCUCGAAUGUUCUAAGUUGGAAACAUUAUUAUCCCAAAUUAAUCCUAUGGAAGUCCUUGUUCCUAAGAAUGAAUUGGAUACAUUAACACUGAGAGUCUUAAAGUUUAACUCACAUCCUAACGCCUCAUUUAAUUUCAUAAAACCUGAAGCAGAAUUCUGGGAUCAUGAGAAAACUGUUGACGAAUUAUCUAAAUUUAAUGAAACACAUGACCUAAAGACUCCUCCUGUCUUACAAUCAUAUUAUCAGCAUGAUAAAUUUUUAGCAUUCUCUGCAUUUGGUGCUGUUUUCUGGUAUCUCAGAACGCUGAAGUUGGAUUCUAAUAUUAUAUCCAUGGGCAACUUUAAGGAAUACAACCCAUUCGAUAAGAACUUAUUGGGCUCAUCCAUGAGGUUAGAUGGUAUAACAUUACAGAACUUGGAAGUUUUUAACAAUUCAUUUGAUCAAUCUGACCGUGGUACUUUAUUUAGAAUUUUGAACAGAGGAGUCACUGCUUUUGGUAAAAGAGUCUUUAAGAAUUGGGUAAUACAUCCAUUAUUAAAUAAACAUGCCAUUGAUGAGAGAUUGGAUAGUGUGGAAUUGCUGUUAAAUGAUGGUGAUUUGAAGUAUAUUAUUGAAUCCAAAUUGAAGAGAGUUGUGGAUAUUGAAAGAAUGUUGACUAGAAUUCAUUCAAAAUCAUUAAGGGCGAAAGAUUUUGUAAAGGUGAUUGAUAGUUUCCAAGUGAUUUCCGAGUUAGUUAACGACAUAAACAGAUAUGGGAUUGAGAAUUUAAGGGGCCUUUUAAGAUCCCUGAUUAAUAGUUUUCCUAUUGCCGAAAUGAAUGAUUUAUUGGUAACUUGGAAUGAUAAAUUUGAUAGGGAUGCUGCAAUAAACGAGGACCUGAUUGUUCCGAAGGAGGGUGUCGAUGCUGAAUUCGAUGAAAGCAAUGUCAAGAUAAUUGGCGUCGAGAAUGAAUUAAAUGCAUACCUUAAAGAGUAUAGGAAACAGUACAAGUCCAAUGAGAUCUGUUAUAAAGAUAGUGGCAAGGAAAUUUACCUUAUUGAGGUUCCAAUUAAAUUGGCCAACAAGAUUCCAAGAGACUGGCAACAAAUGGCAGCAACCUCCAAGUGUAAGAGAUAUUGGUCUCCUGAGGUUAAGUCUCUUGUUAAAAAGCUAAUGGAAUUGAGAGAACUACAUAAAAUUAUAUGCCUAAAUCUGAAGGAUAAAAUUUAUGAAAAUUUCGACAAAAGCUAUGAGAAAUGUAUGAAAGUUGUUACAUCAAUUGGCAAAAUAGAUUGUCUUAUUUCCCUAACAAGAGCUUCUGAAUCGUUGGGUUAUCCAAUAUGCAGACCAGAGAUAGUCGAGAGUGAUAAUUCAUUUAUUGACUAUAAACAACUGAGACAUCCUUGUUUUAUGCCUGGCUCUGGUAUUUUAACCACAAAAGAUUUUAUACCUAACGAUAUUGAGUUAGGAAUAGAUAAUAAGAAUAAUAUUGGUUUGUUAACAGGUGCUAAUGCUGCAGGUAAAUCUACCUUACUAAGGAUGUCAUGUAUUGCUACCAUAAUGGCUCAAAUCGGCUGUUUCCUUCCUGCAGAAAGUGCCAGGCUUUCGCCAGUCGAUGCAAUAAUGACCAGGUUGGGAGCAAAUGACAAUAUUAUGCAAGGGAAAUCUACUUUUUAUGUUGAACUUUUAGAAACUAAGAAAAUGUUGGAUAAUGCAACACCUAAAUCAUUGAUUAUUCUGGAUGAAUUAGGAAGAGGUGGUUCAUCCAGUGAUGGAUUUGCAAUUGCUGAAGCAGUUUUACAUCAUUUUGCUACCCACAUCCAAGCGAUUGGAUUUUUUGCUACACACUAUGCUAACCUUGGCCAGUCAUUCUUGAACCAUCCUAAGAUAAUACCAUUAAGAAUGGCGAUAUUAGUUGAUUCUGAUUCCAAGAAGAUUACCUUUUUAUACAAACUAGAGAAGGGACAAUCUAAUGGGUCUUUUGGUAUGCAUGUUGCCACAAUGUGUGGAAUACCAAAGGACAUUGUUCAAAACGCCGAAAUUGCAGCUAAGAAAUGGGAACAUACAUCGAAACUAGAUAAAAUAAAUGAUACCAAAGCAGGUGUGAUCCCGUUGGGUGUCGAAAGUGAUUUUAGCUGGUGGAGUCAAAACAAACACAUUAUUUCUUGUUUUGGCCAAGAAGUUGAAAAAGAGGCGAUGCGUAGCAUUUUCACUAUGAUUGAUGGAUUAUAG